Molecule: messenger RNA, 2713 nt
Organism: Anolis carolinensis (green anole)
Lineage: Eukaryota; Metazoa; Chordata; Lepidosauria; Squamata; Anolidae
Gene: crtac1
Product: cartilage acidic protein 1
Exons: 16
Coding region: 334-2445 (703 amino acids)
Biological process (GO): axonal fasciculation
Molecular function (GO): calcium ion binding
Source: RefSeq, a predicted model, not a curated record
CGGGCCGUGUUCUUGAGCGCUGUGCGCCCGCUAAUUCCGUGUCUCUCUCAUACACACACACCGCGCUCCCCCUCUCCGCCCGUCACAGUUUGGCUCCGUAUCGAUCGGCGCUGCCUGGCCGCGCUUCCCCUGCAAUUCCAGGUAGUAAAUCAGUGCCAGGCGGCUCCUCCCUCCGGCCUCGCCAUUGGCCGCCCGCCUCGGCUCCGGCCCCGCGGAUUGGCGAGGCUUUCCUUAAAGAGGCGCUCCCUCCGCCGGAGACACAGAGAGAGAGAGAAAGGGAGAGAAGUGGGCUUCGAGCAAAGCGAGAGUCGGGCACCGGGCAGCCCACCCGGGAUGCUGCGUGGGCAGGAGGCAGCCGGCAUGACGCUCCCGGGGCACCCCAACUUCUUCCCGGUGCCAAGGCUGCAACUUCUGCUGCUCUGGAGUUUGGUUCUGACUCAGCCCGGUGAAGGAUCCCAGCGUAGUGAGCCCAUGUUCACAGCAGUCACGGACCGUGUCCUUCCCCCAGACUAUGACAGCAACCCAACCCAGCUCAAUUAUGGAGUGGCUGUGACUGAUGUGGACCAGGAUGGAGACUUCGAAAUUGUUGUGGCUGGGUACAACGGUCCCAAUCUGGUGCUGAAAUAUGAUAAAGCCCGGGGGCGGCUGGUGAAUCUUGCAGUGAACGAACGUAGCUCCCCAUAUUAUGCACUGCGGGAUCGCCAAGGCAAUGCGAUUGGUGUGACGGCCUGUGACAUUGAUGGAGAUGGACGGGAGGAGAUCUACUUCCUUAAUACCAACAAUGCCUUUUCUGGUAUAGCCACCUAUACAGAUAAGCUGUUCAAGUUUCGUAAUGGGCGUUGGGAGGACAUCCUGAGUGAUGAGGUGAACCGAGGUGUGGCAAGCCGAUUUGCUGGGCGCUCAGUAGCAUGUGUGGACAGGACGGGCUCUGGCCGCUAUGCCAUCUACAUAGCUAACUAUGCCAAUGGGAGAGUUGGACCACAUGCCCUAAUCGAGAUGGACAAAGCUGCUAGUGAUACAGAACGUGGUAUUGUGGCCCUGAAUGAUGUGGCUGCAGAGGCUGGAGUCAACAAAUUCACAGGGGGUCGGGGCGUGGUUGUGGGGCCCAUUCUCAGUGAAGCUGCCUCUGAUAUCUUUUGUGACAAUGAGAACGGAGCCAACUUCCUUUUCCAGAACCAGGGUGAUGGUACCUUCAUAGAUGUAGCACCCAGCACUGGCUUGGAUGAUCCCUACCAACAUGGUCGCGGUGUCACACUGGCUGAUUUCAACCGAGAUGGCAAAGUUGACCUAAUCUAUGGCAACUGGAAUGGACCACAUCGGCUCUAUCUGCAGAUGAAUGCAGGUGGGCGCAUCCGCUUCCGGGACAUUGCCACGCCCAAACUGUCCAUGCCAUCACCUGUCCGCACCGUCAUCGCUGCUGACUUUGACAAUGACCAGGAGUUGGAGGUCUUCUUCAACAACAUCGCCUAUCGAGGCUCAUCUGCCAACCGCCUCUUCCGGGUCACCCGUCGGGAACAUGCUGAUCCAGCCAUUGAGGAACUGAACCCUGGUGAUGCCGUGGAGCCAGAAGGGCGUGGGACAGGAGGGGCCGUGGUGGAUUUUGAUGGCGACGGGAGGCUGGACCUGAUCCUAUCGCAUGGAGAGUCCAUGGCACAGCCCCUCUCUGUCUUCAAAGUCAAUGAGGGUACUGGAAACAACUGGCUGCGGGUGAUCCCACGCACACGCUUUGGAGCAUUUGCUCGUGGUGCUAAAGUAGUGCUGUUCACACGGCAGAGUGGUGCUCAUCUGCGUAUCAUUGAUGGAGGGUCUGGGUAUUUGUGUGAGAUGGAGCCCGUUGCCCAUUUUGGCCUAGGACAAGAUGAACCCAGCAGCUUGGAGGUGGUCUGGCCAGAUGGCAAGUUCAUCACUCGCACCAUUGCAAGCACUGAGAUAAAUGUUGUGCUGGAAAUCCCCUAUCCUCGAGAUCCCCCAGCAUCUCUGCCUGCUAUACUUCCUCUUGAGUGUGGCCAAGGAUUUUCUCAGCACGAGAGCGGGAGGUGUGUUGAUAUGGAUGAGUGUGCAGAAUUUCCCUUUGUCUGUCCAAGGGGCAGACCCGUCUGCAUCAACACAUAUGGCGGAUACCGUUGCCGCAGCAACAAGCGCUGCAACCGGGGCUUUGAGCCCAAUGAGGACGGCACAGCUUGCGUUGACAUAGAUGAAUGUGCCUCAGGUCUGCAUAACUGCAGCCAAAUCUGUGUGAACACUCAGGGUGCACAUUCCUGCCAGUGCCACGAGGGAUUCAAGGUGGAUAACCGUGAUGCCAACAAGUGCCUGGAUGUGGAUGAGUGCAGGGAGAGGCCAUCCCCAUGCGAUCACAUCUGCCACAAUGAAGCAGGCUCUUUCCAUUGCCACUGCCGGCAAGGCUUCUUCUUGGGUCCAGAUAGACGGCGCUGUCUGCAAGGCUGAUCAAUGGCCAUAAUCAUGGCCCAGAGUAUGUGCUGGCCUACACCCUCGCUGGAAUGCAUAGCUAGCAUUUGCCUGUAUACCUUUGCUCAUAUAUGGCGGGCGGGCAGUAACCAUUUGCUGUGCAACACCAGUGAUUGUUGCUGCUCAAAGCUGUAGUUCCACUUCCUCCUGGUUAGUACACCACUGUCUUUAUGGAGAACUGGGAUGCCCCUCUCCUUGCUUUACUGGUCUGAUUCCAUAAUAAAGCUGACUUUUGCUCAUUUCAUAA